Molecule: messenger RNA, 1290 nt
Organism: Lactuca sativa (garden lettuce)
Lineage: Eukaryota; Viridiplantae; Streptophyta; Magnoliopsida; Asterales; Asteraceae
Source: RefSeq, a predicted model, not a curated record
AUGACCAUUAAACCUUCAGCGCGCACGCUCAUGUUCUCCAUUCAGGAUCCCAGGCCGGCUGGUUGGAAGGGCGACAACCCGUUAAUAAUACAAGCAUCUAUCAGAGACGUGACUAUCCACUGGGUCUAUAUCGACACCGGAAGUUCAACAUACAUCAUCUAUGAGCACUGUUUCCGACUCCUCCCUGAUCGCUGGAAAGAUAACUUGCGAUUUACGACUGGUAGGCUAGUGGGAUUCACCGGCCAUAGCAUGUGGUUGCUGGGUACAAUCCACCUUCCCCUGACAAUUACCAGCCAUGACAAACACCGAAAGAAAACUGCCCUGGUAGACUUCGUGGUCAUCCGACACGCAACGGAGCACAACAUCAUCCUAGGAAGAUCAGCCCUCUUGAAGUUAGGAGCAAUACCAUCAACCAUACAUGGAAUUAUGAAAUUUGACACACCGAAAGGCAAAGCCAUGAUACUAGCUACUCCGUCUAAAGAGUUGCAGUGCUAUACAGUUAUGAAGCCAGUAGAAAUAACCAAAGGGUGUAAAAGACCCAGAGGCAAUCUCGUAAAGGAGAAGGAUAUAAUCAAUGAAAACCACCCUGAUCAGCCGAUCAAUGUGGGAUGCGACCUCCCAGAUCACACGAGAAGAGCGCUGGUCGACUUGCUCAAACGCUAUAAGCAUGUGUUCGCAUGGACUCCUACAGACAUGGUGGGAGUAGAAAGGAGGGUCAUGGAACACAAACUAAUGAUCAGACCAGGAGCAAAAGAAGUAAAGCAGAAGAAGAGGGUCCAGGGGGGAGACCGUAACAGGGCGAUUAAUGCAGAAGUGACCAAGCUGACGGAGGAUGGGAUAUUAAGGGAGGCAAUAUUCCCAACAUGGAUCGCGAACCCAGUUAUGGUCCGCAAGCAGGAUGGAUCGUGGCGUAUGUGCAUAGACUUCUCUGACCUAAACAAGGCAUGCCCUAAGGACUGCUAUCCCCUCCCGGAGAUCGAUCAGAAGGUAGAGUCACUACAGGGAUUUAAACUGAAAUGCUUUCUGGAUGCAUAUAAGGGAUAUCACCAAAUCUUGAUGAGCAAGGAAGACGAAGAGAAGACUGCCUUCUAUACGGAUCAUGGCACUUUUUGCUACACUAAGAUGCCUUUCAGAUUAAAGAACGCAGGGGCAACAUAUCAACGCCUAGUCGAUUCGAUAUUUGUCAAGCAGAUUGGAAGGAACAUCGAGGUGUACAUGGAUGAUAUGGUAAUUAAAAUCCCGGAUGAGGAAAGGAUGCUGCAAGACAUCGAGGAAACAUUCAGAUGCUAG